Messenger RNA from Biomphalaria glabrata, 10883 nucleotides. RefSeq names its product 3-oxo-5-alpha-steroid 4-dehydrogenase 1-like. The coding region runs from base 497 to 1300 and encodes 267 amino acids. Lineage: Eukaryota; Metazoa; Mollusca; Gastropoda; Planorbidae. Gene Ontology annotation, cellular component: membrane. The record is from RefSeq and is a predicted model, not a curated record. The transcript has 5 exons. Gene Ontology annotation, molecular function: 3-oxo-5-alpha-steroid 4-dehydrogenase activity. Gene Ontology annotation, biological process: steroid biosynthetic process.
GUGGUUUAAAUAGGCCUAGAUCUACGUCUCUAAGUCUAAAUCGUGACCUAUUUUUUUUUUAUACUAUACCAUCAUAGUGAGGACUUUUAUUAAUAUUUACUGGACUGAAACGCAUAUUUAAAGUAUUCGUCAUUAAUUCUUUAUUGAAACGUGCCACUUUAUUAUUUAUUUUUUUAUUGUUGGAUUUAAAAUCUAGAUUAAUACUUUACUUUUUAAAAAAUGAAUGUGUGAACUACAGACCGAGAUAUUUAUUGUAUAUAAAUGUAGACAAGGGAGAGAAACACACAACUCUUUUCUAUUUUGCUUGCAUGUAAGGCCAGUUCGUGGCCUUUCUCUCCUCCUUGCAAACGAGCCGUCGAGAGUCAGCGGCCUUAGUGAUACCAGCUAGAGAAUUGAUAGACUUACUAGUAGUACUCAGUUUAUCUACCGAUUUGCUUUGCUGGCGACAGAUUAAAGCAGAAAUUUAGAUCUAGAUCUUUAUUAGAUCUAUUUCACCAUGGCUUCUACGUGGAUUCAAGACAUUAUUAGUUUUGUGUUGAGUGACGAGAAAAGAACUAUUGAAUACGUGUCUUAUAUUUUUAUUUUCUGGGGCCUGAGUGUAUGCGUUCUACUGAUGUCAAUGACCGCCCCUUACGGCCGGUAUUCAAGGCCUGGUUGGGGCAUUUUACUACCCGGCAAAAUUGCCUGGUUUAUUCAAGAACUACCCUGCUGUGUUGUUCCAUUAUUAAUUUAUUAUUAUGCGGACUGUCCAAAAGCAGGAGUUUUAAUGAAUAGGUUUUCACUUGGAUUAUUUUUGUUUCACUACUUUCACAGAACUUUCUUAUUUCCAUUUUUGAUAAGGGGAGGUAAGCCUACACCCCUCUUUCCCUUUGUGAUGGCAUUCAUGUUUUGCACAAUAAAUGGCUAUGUUCAGACUCGUUACAUUUUAAAGUACGCUGACUUAACAGUGACCCAGAGCUCACUGAACAGAAUUAUCAUAGGAACUGCUAUCUUCUUCAUAGGAAUGGGUAUCAACCUUCAUUCUGAUCACAUAUUAAGAAACCUUCGCAAGCCUGGGGAAAAAGGCUACAAAAUUCCUUAUGGUGGUAUGUUCCAGUAUAUUUCUGGAGCCAACUUCUUUGGAGAGAUUGUUGAAUGGUUUGGUUUUGCUGUUCUGAACUGGUCAUUGCCUGCAGCAGCUUUUUCUUUGUUCACAAUCUGCAACAUUGCACCCAGGGCAAUUCAGCAUCACAGGUGGUAUCAAGGAAAGUUUAAAGAGUAUCCCAAGAACAGAAAAGCCAUCAUUCCAUUUUUGUUUUGAGCAAGUCUUUUUCUGCUGAUACAAAAAAUCAUGUUAUUUAAUUUUGAAAAAGAUUGUUACCCCCCCCCCCCCCCACCCAAUAAUUUGGAAUAAAAUUAAAUGAUGCCAAUUUUGUCAUUAACAGUAGAACAUUGAUGGUUCAAAAUAGUCACUUCUUUGGACUCUUUUUUUUAAUUGCUUUUAAAGGCAAAGUCUCAAUCAAAUGAAUUUCAAUUGAAAGCAUUCAACAAGUUCAGAGAAUGAGAGUGAAGUUAGUCAUCAGAUAGUAUAAGACACUUUUACUUUCAUAAAACAAGUCUGACACUAGUGGUUCAGUCAUGGCAAGAUGGACUAACAUGAAAGUCUGACACUAGUGGUUCAGUCAUGGCAAGAUGCACUAACAUGAACGUCUGACACUAGUGGUUCAGUCAUGGCAAGAUGCAGGACUAACAUGAAAGUCUGACACUAGUGGUUCAGUCAUGGCAAGAUGCACUAACAUGAACGUCUGACACUAGUGGUUCAGUCAUGGCAAGAUGCACUAACAUGAACGUCUGACACUAGUGGUUCAGUCAUGGCAAGAUGCACUAACAUGAAAGUCUGACACUAGUGGCUCAGUCAUGGCAAGAUGCACUAAUAUGAAAGUCUGACACUAGUGGUUCAGUCAUGGCAAGAUGCAGGACUAACAUGAAAGUCUGACACUAGUGGUUCAGUCAUGGCAAGAUGCAGGACUAACAUGAAAGUCUGACACUUUGAAAGAGAUUUUAGGAUUAGAUCAAAGAACAUACACACAUGGUUUGAUUGUAUGGAGAUAGAAGACCAGCUCAAUGCUUUACACCCACAUUAUCAGUAGGCCUACAGACACACAUAAAUGAGGAUAAAUUCUUAUGGUCUUCCUAGUCCUAUUGAGCAGAUAAAGAUCUUAACAAGUUGUUGCCUUUGGUGGGGUCAGCUAGGUGUGAUUUGUUCAGUCAAGUGUGAAAUAUGCAAAUAGUCAGUGUGUAGAUAACUUCAUGCUUUUGCCUUGAGCAAUAAAAAAAAAGUAGGUUGCUUUGCUUGUAAAAAGAUCAUUCCCUUGAUUUUCAUUAACUCCUAAUCUUAAAAGGAAGCGUAAUUAACUAAGACAAAGCAAUAAAAUAGGACUUUGAAUAAAAAGAAAGGAAAAAAAAAUUUUAGGCAAAGAUUUUAUUCAAUACCAUAUUUGUUCAAUCAAUGUUCUACUCUAGCUAAAUCAGAGGCAAACCAUCUCUCAAAGCUGAUAUUUGUACACACACAUCUUCUAUGGCAUUUUUAGAACUAUUUAUUUAUAACCUUUACAAAGGGAGAUUAUUUUAGAAGGUGUUUGUGCAGAGAACAUGUUUGCUUAAUCCUAACAACUUCUUUGCUUGUUGUACUGGUGUAGUUCUAUUGUAUAGAUUGUAAUAUUGUUUUAGAAGAAAUAAUAAACAAAAGCAUAAUGGUUGAUGGAUGUACAAAAUAUUGGAGGGGUAUAACUUAUGGAAAUGCAUUUGUAAACUUUCCAUGAUAACUUCUGGAAAGUAGUUUUGAACAUACAAAUUAAACAACGCAUAUUGACCCACAGUGUAUGCAAUGUAUAUAGGCACACAGUCUAGGUAAUGUACAUAAACAUGCUGACUAGACAUUCUAAAUGGACACAUUGCUAGGCAGUACAACUAGUCACCUAGAGAUAUUUUCUAUCUCUGUUCCAUUGCUUGUCCUAUUUCCAUUUUAUAUUGAGGCACCUACAUAUUUUUUCUUGGAAAAAGUAGAAUAUAUUGGACUUGACCCAAUGUGCAUCAAAGAAGCAAAUGAAAUGUCUCACACUAUUUAUUGAUAUUGCAUUGAACACAAGUCAAGUCCUUCUAAUUCAUUGAAUGUUUCUAACCAUUUGUUGUUACCCCAAGCUGGGCUAAAAUACAUUUGCUAAAAUUACAUCUAAAUGAUUAUUUCAUUAUAUUAAUAUUUCUGUAAACUGUGAACAAAAAUUACAUUUGGAUCAUUUCCUGGACAAAUGAUUUGUAGCAGUGUUCAUCUUGAGAAAGAGAAAGCAGCAUUUAGACAAAGAGAAGCUGACUCUUUGUGCUGCAUCUAGACAAAGAGAAACUGACUCUUUGUGCUGCAUCUAGACAAAGAGAAACUGACUCUUUGUGCUGCUUUGCUUUUACUAUCUUGACAUUUUCUUGACAUGCUCAUGAGACAUUGUUUUUAUCUUCAUGAGACAUUGUUUUUAUCUUCAUGAGACUUUGUUCUUACUUUCAUGAGACUUUGUUCUUACUUUCAUGAGACUGUUCUUAUUUUCAUGAGACUGUUUUUCUUAUGUUCAUGAGACUUUGUUUUUAUCUUCAUGAGACUUUGUUUUUAUCUUUAUGAGACUUUGUUCUUAUUUUCAUGAGACUGUGUUUCUUACUUUCAUGAGACUGUGUUUCUUACUUUCAUGAGACUGUGUUUCUUACUUUCAUGAGACUGUGUUUCUUAUGUUCAUGAGACUGUGUUUCUUAUGUUCAUGAGACUGUGUUUCUUAUGUUCAUGAGACUGUGUUUCUUACUUUCAUGAGACUGUGUUUCUUAUGUUCAUGAGACUGUGUUUCUUAUGUUCAUGAGACUGUGUUCUUACCUCUUAAACCCUAUUUAUUUGUGAACAUUCCUUCACACUGUAAAAUAUUUGAUGUUCAAUAUUUGUAGUCAAUGGACUUCUCUCAUCUACUAUCCUAUCUAGUGUAUCAACAAUGGAAUCCUCACAUCUACUAUAUCAAUAAACUGAACCAUUUUUGAACUGCUCCUGACAUCCAGGAUUUGUUAUAGAUUGUUAACUCUCAAACUAAGGCAAAAGAAAAAAAAACAAACUACAAAUGCCUUCUUAAACGUUCUAAACCUCAUUGACAGAACACAAAUAUAUUCAAAGCCAGCCCCAAAACAUUUAACACUUAAUAGGCUUAUAUUUGGGAAACUUUCAUUCCAUUCAUUUUCAUCUUCUCACAACUUGAUUGCUAAGAAUCCUACUUCCUUGUCCUUAAUUUUUUUUGUACUUAAUGAAUGGAGUUUAUUGUUGUCCAACUUUGGACUUUCCCUACAUUACAAACCUUUUGUUUUGGGCUGGGAUUGAAAGUUGUCAAGAUGUUUGUUGUGUGUACACUAGAUUGGUUACAAUGAAUGUAAAUACAGUAUCAGUUCAUUAUCUCAACUGUUUAUGUUUUUGUUUGGUUUUAGAAUGAAGACAAUUUUUUAGAGUUAAUUUGCUAUACUCUGUAUUGUCAAAUAGUUGGCAUAUUUCUUCAUUUGAGCAUUUAGUUUAUUAUUUGAGAAACCAGAGUAACAGACUUUACAAAUAGAAUUCAGGUCAUGAGGUAUUUAUGUAGGAUGAAAGGUAUUGUAGAUACAACAGUCAUCAACUCUUGAUUCUAUCUUGGUUCUACAGUUUUGCAGGUGCCACCUCUGUCACAUAGGGACUGUCACUAUAGGGUACCACCUCUGUCACACACUAUCACUAACUUAAAUUCUCAAGAAUAGGUGCAACCACAAUUCAGUAGCAUCAAUAUCUUCCACUUUCCUAGCUAUGGCUUUCUCAUCACAUCCUAAGGUUCCCUAAUUGCUGUAUACAAAAACUUUUCUUUACUAGCUUUUCCACUGAUUAUUAUAAGUUCUUUACUAUUCCUCUUGACUUCUUCAUUCUGAUAAAGCAGAGCAAAUGUCUCUCUGUAUUCACUUGAUAUUGAUGGGCAGAAAUCAUUCUUUCUUAUUAAGAUAUUUUGAUCAACUCAAAUGUGAAUUGUCAGGCUUAUACAGGGUUGUAGCAUUAUCAUAACCUAGUUUUAGGCUAGGGUGUAUUUAAUCCUCCAUUUUGAAAGAGACAUGCAAGAUAAACGUUUCCUACAUUUCAAUAUUGUCCUUCUUAUUGUGUCAUCACACAGGCAGUAUUAGAUUUUUUUUAGGUUGUCAUUUCUUUAUUUUAUAGAAUUAGUAUAGUUCUUUUAAUUAUGUGCAUAACUGAUUUCAUUUUCUGUGUUCACCAUUGGACAGUAAUACAGGAAAAUUAAAAUUAAUUGAAAUUUGAUAUUGAUUUACCAGAACCUAUAUAAUAUUAAAGUUUCCUGGUUGUUGAUCAUUUGAUAGCAGAGGUUUUACUAAGUGACUUGAAAGCAGAACUUUUACUAAGUGACUUGAAAGCAGAACUUUUACUAAGUGACUUGAUAGCAGAACUUUUACUAAGUGACUUGAUAGCAGAACUUUUACUAAGUGACUUGAUAGCAGAACUUUUACUAAGUGACUCGAUAGCAGAACUUUUACUAAGUGACUUGAUAGCAGAACUUUUACUAAGUGACUUGAUAGCAAAACUUUUACUAAGAGACUUGAUAGCAGAAUUUUUACUAAGUGACUUGAAAGCAGAACUUUUACUAAGUGACUUGAUAGCAGAAUUUUUACUAAGUGACUUGAUAGCAGAACUUUUACUAAGUGACUUGAUAGCAGAACUUUUACUAAGAGACUUGAUAGCAGAAUUUUUACUAAGUGACUUGAAAGCAGAACUUUUACUAAGAGACUUGAUAGCAGAGCUUUUACUAAGAGACUUGAUAGCAGAAUUUUUACUAAGUGACUUGAUAGCAGAACUUUUACUAAGUGACUUGAUAGCAGAACUUUUACUAAGAGACUUGAUAGCAGAAUUUUUACUAAGUGACUUGAAAGCAGAACUUUUACUAAGUGACUUGAUAGCAGAACUUUUACUAAGAGACUUGAUAGCAGAAUUUUUACUAAGUGACUUGAAAGCAUAACUUUUUCUAAGAGACUUGAUAGCAGAACUUUUACUAAGUGACUUGAUAGCAGAACUUUUACUAAGUGACUUGAUAGCAGAAUUUUUACUAAGUGACUUGAAAGCAGAACUUUUACUAAGUGACUUGAUAGCAGAAUUUUUACUAAGUGACUUGAUAGCAGAACUUUUACUACGUGACUUGAUAGCAGAACUUUUACUAAGAGACUUGAUAGCAGAAUUUUUACUAAGUGACUUGAAAGCAGAACUUUUACUAAGAGACUUGAUAGCAGAGCUUUUACUAAGAGACUUGAUAGCAGAAUUUUUACUAAGUGACUUGAUAGCAGAACUUUUACUAAGUGACUUGAUAGCAGAACUUUUACUAAGAGACUUGAUAGCAGAAUUUUUACUAAGUGACUUGAAAGCAGAACUUUUACUAAGUGACUUGAUAGCAGAACUUUUACUAAGAGACUUGAUAGCAGAAUUUUUACUAAGAGACUUGAUAGCAGAGGUUUUACUAAGUGACUUGAUAGCAGAACUUUUACUAAGAGACUUGAUAGCAGAAUUUUUUCAUAAGUGACUUGAUAGCAUAACUUUUACUAAGUGACUUGAUAGCAGAACUUUUACUAAGAGACUUGAUAGCAGAAUUUUUACUAAGUGACUUGAAAGCAGAACUUUUACUAAGAGACUUGAUAGCAGAGCUUUUACUAAGAGACUUGAUAGCAGAAUUUUUACUAAGUGACUUGAUAGCAGAACUUUUACUAAGUGACUUGAUAGCAGAACUUUUACUAAGAGACUUGAUAGCAGAAUUUUUACUAAGUGACUUGAAAGCAGAACUUUUACUAAGUGACUUGAUAGCAGAACUUUUACUAAGAGACUUGAUAGCAGAAUUUUUACUAAGUGACUUGAAAGCAUAACUUUUUCUAAGAGACUUGAUAGCAGAACUUUUACUAAGUGACUUGAUAGCAGAACUUUUACUAAGUGACUUGAUAGCAGAAUUUUUACUAAGUGACUUGAAAGCAGAACUUUUACUAAGUGACUUGAUAGCAGAAUUUUUACUAAGUGACUUGAUAGCAGAACUUUUACUACGUGACUUGAUAGCAGAACUUUUACUAAGAGACUUGAUAGCAGAAUUUUUACUAAGUGACUUGAAAGCAGAACUUUUACUAAGAGACUUGAUAGCAGAGCUUUUACUAAGAGACUUGAUAGCAGAAUUUUUACUAAGUGACUUGAUAGCAGAACUUUUACUAAGUGACUUGAUAGCAGAACUUUUACUAAGAGACUUGAUAGCAGAAUUUUUACUAAUAGACUUGAUAGCAGAGGUUUUACUAAGUGACUUGAUAGCAGAACUUUUACUAAGAGACUUGAUAGCAGAGGUUUUACUAAGUGACUUGAUAGCAGAGGUUUUACUAAGUGACUUGAUAGCAGAACUUUUACUAAGAGACUUGAUAGCAGAAUUUUUACUAAGUGACUUGAAAGCAGAACUUUUACUAAGUGACUUGAUAGCAGAACUUUUACUAAGAGACUUGAUAGCAGAAUUUUUACUAAGUGACUUGAAAGCAUAACUUUUUCUAAGAGACUUGAUAGCAGAACUUUUACUAAGUGACUUGAUAGCAGAACUUUUACUAAGUGACUUGAUAGCAGAAUUUUUACUAAGUGACUUGAAAGCAGAACUUUUACUAAGUGACUUGAUAGCAGAAUUUUUACUAAGUGACUUGAUAGCAGAACUUUUACUACGUGACUUGAUAGCAGAACUUUUACUAAGAGACUUGAUAGCAGAAUUUUUACUAAGUGACUUGAAAGCAGAACUUUUACUAAGAGACUUGAUAGCAGAGCUUUUACUAAGAGACUUGAUAGCAGAAUUUUUACUAAGUGACUUGAUAGCAGAACUUUUACUAAGUGACUUGAUAGCAGAACUUUUACUAAGAGACUUGAUAGCAGAAUUUUUACUAAGAGACUUGAUAGCAGAGGUUUUACUAAGUGACUUGAUAGCAGAACUUUUACUAAGAGACUUGAUAGCAGAGGUUUUACUAAGUGACUUGAUAGCAGAGGUUUUACUAAGUGACUUGAUAGCAGAACUUUUACUAAGAGACUUGAUAGCAGAACUUUUACUAAGUGACUUGAUAGCAGAACUUUUACUAAGUGACUUGAAAGCAGAACUUUUACUAAGAGACUUGAUAGCAGAGGUUUUACUAAGUGACUUGAUAGAAUAGGUUUUACUAAGAGACUUGAUAGCAGAAUUUUUACUAAGAGACUUGAUAGCAGAGCUAUUACUAAGAGACUUGAUAGCAGAGCUAUUACAAAGGGACAUUUUGUGUGAUGCUGAUGGAAACACAAAUAUUUGUCAAUGGAUACUCAAAAAACAAACAAUGUUGUUUACUUGUUGGUUGUCUAAAAGUUAAAGGUAGUCUAAAGGUUAAAUAUAGGUUAAGUGUAGGUUAAAGUUAAAGAUAGCCUAAAGGUUAAAUAUAGGUUAAAAAGAGCCUAAUGAUUAAAGACAGUCAAAAGGUUAAAGAUACUCUGUAGUCUAAAGUUGGGAUAAAAGUUCAAGUUACAGAUUGUGAUGAAGAAAAUAGUUUGUUAUGUUUUACCCCCCACUAUUUUUGUUCCUGACUGCAUUUAGAAAUGUGAAGUGGUCAUACCUGAAGCUCUGUAGUUUGAAUCUCGCUUGUCAUGAAUUUUCAAAUCAUCAAUGUCAUAUAUUUACCUCUAGUCCAUUGCAUGGAACAAAACCUUUAAAGAGACACAUCAAUUUGAACUUUUUAAAUAUUUGAUGUACAUUUUAAGCUUUUCAUUGAAUUAUUAUGUAGUAUAUAUAUAUAUAUAUAUUUAUAUAUAUAUAUAUAUAUAUAUAUAUACUAUAAUUUAUUCAGUUUUCAUUAAAAAAAUUGUUAAAAAUUCAUGCAAAAAAAUUAUCUUUAUGUAGAUUUUCAUUCAAAUAAUUUAAAUUUAUUACAUUGCUACAUACAUUGAUGGGUAUUUGUAAUUACUAUACAAAAAUUCCCAUGACUGAGUACAUUUUUAAUGUGGAGGUGGGGGGGGGGGGGAGGAGGCCAUGACCUUACAGUGUAUCACAUCAUCUCAUAGUGACUUUAUAGCUAGGUCACUAACUUGGAUCUCAUCUUGACUUGGUGGAGCAUUGACUUGAACAUUGAUCUACUAGAACUUUUGUUUUAUGUUUGAAUAUUCUUAGACUGAACAAUUUAUCUCCACCUUUACUUUUUGUUGGACUAAAAAUUUUUUAAAUCUUUUCUUGAAAGAUCCUGACACCUCAUUGAUGUACACAAUUUUAAUCUGCAGACUCUCUUUUCAUAACCAUUUCUGGGGGGAGUAGAAGUUUGUAUUUAGUGAGAAAGCAUUGAGAAUGUUGAAGGUAUUGAGAAUGUGAAGGUAUUGAGAAUGUGAAGGUAUUGAGAAUGUGAAGGUAUUGAGAAUGUGAAGGUAUUGAGAAUGUGAAGGUAUUGAGAAUGUUGAAGGUAUUGAGAAUGUGAAGGUAUUGAGAAUGUGAAGGUAUUGAGAAUGUGAAGGUAUCUCCUGACAUAAAUUCAAGUUAUAUUACUUUAAUCAGUGUAUGUGGAAACUUUCCCAAGAAACAUAGUUGAUGUAAAUUAUGACCCUGAACUCUAAAAGGUCAUGCUAUAAAAAAGUGUGUGCUCAUUAGAUCUCUGUGUAUUAAAAGAACACUUGGGUGUACUGUAGUUUGGCUUUGUAAUAACUGAUCUGUUCAUUUCUUGCUAAUAUCUGUGAUUAGUCUUGAAAUAAUAGAUCCAUUGUCUAUGAAAUGUGUAAAACUAAACACUAUUCAAUUAUAUGAAAUUAAAUGUAAACAAUUACAAUUUUAAUAGUUAAUGUUUUAAUUGUAAAUAAGGAAGACAAUGCGAGGGGGUGUGUUCAAAUUUAAACCAAAAGGGAGGUUAUGAUAUAAUUAUACAAGGAAAAAAAAAAUAGCAAUAAAAAUAACAAGGUUACAAAGACAGUUUGUGUGGAGACACAAACUCAAAAUCGGCCCCCGAAGUGGUCCACCCAAUCAGAUAAAAAGACAGGUUUCAAUAUUUUCAGAAAGAACAUCAGAAUGAAAUUCUAUCAAAGACAAACGACAGAGCAUAUUGGAGAAAGAAGAUUGACAAAUCUUGUGGGUGCCCCAGCGGUCCAGAGACCAAAGGAUAGGUGAAAAUGAAGUUAGAUGUGAAUCUGGCCUAACUAAAAAUGUUUUAUAAUGAAUAAUUGCUCUAAUUGUUUUGUAAAGGGACAAUAUCUUAUUCCUUAAGAAAAAAAACAUUCCUUUGGUUCAGUGUUCUAUUAUCAAUGUGCUAUGAUAGAGUUCACGCGAUAAUAUGAAAAACUACUUAUUAAUUGUUGUUUUAAAAUAUCUUAGAUUUUUUCUCUUUAAAAAAAGGAAACAAUUUUUUGUGUAAAUGUAGUAAUUAGUAUGACAGAACUUAUUUAACUUGGCAAUACAAAUGUAAAAAAAAAUCUAAAAUCGUUUGCAUAAAUGUGUUAAAAAUAUGGUAAAUGGUCAUUUCCCCUUCUAAGGAGCCUCCCGUGUUUGAUACUAUCAAUAGUGAACACGUGUAAAGUGGUGUAUUUUUAUGAAAAAAACUGCUUGCAUAAGUGAUUUAAAAAAUUAGAUUUUUCGCUUUCAGAAAAGAAAAAAGUAGCUGCUACAUGUUAGACACCUUAUUUAUAUAGAUUAGUUAUUUAGCGACGCACCAUAGAAGUCUCAUAUUGAACGGGACUAGUGACGUUUGGGAUAUGUUGGGUUAGAGACCGGAAAAUCAGUUAGCGAUAUAAUCCUCUAGGGUAACGACGUGUUUAGUGACAGAGACUUUUACUGUGGCCUUUUCUUAGAAUAAAUACAUGUUACACUGUU